CUCUCCAUGAGAGAAUGAGUUUUGGAGCAAGGGGAAGUAUACUUAUCACUUCCUUACCACUUCACCACUUCCCCAGCCACCAUUAUUGUUCUGGGAAAGCACUCCUCAUCCAUGGCAUGCUCCUAUUCUUUCUUUUUGAUUUUUUGAUGAAAGAGUUACAAUAGUGGUGAGAAAGGAAUGGAAAAAAGGACAGAGAAAAUAAAUGUCUGCUGCUUCUGCGUGAUGUCUACAAAAACGUGUGAACAUCUGGAGGAAAUUUCCAUAUGGGUCUCGAUGAACUAUUGGCUGGAGUUAGGAUGCUUUCAUAUGAGCAGCAUCUCUCAGGUGAGAUUCGGAGUUUCUGAAGCUGGAGCUUAUGGAAUUCCCCAAUCUCGUCGACGAGCCAGCAUCUCCUGAUGAGACGCUCCUCGAAUGGCAUGUUUUUGCGGGCCUAGAGCUUAAAGUCAAUAACUAUGCUGCUGUUCGCAGUACAGCAACUGGUGGGCCAUUCCGUGCAAUAACUGUCAGAGACGCGAUUGGGGAUCUCCCAAAUAUUGGCAAUGGGGCUUGUGAAACAACCAUGGAGUUCCCAAGAGAAGCUUCAUCUUGGUACCAAAGGAAGUUUCGAGGAGAUAUGUCAAUCCUAACAGAUCAUAUCUCCAAGAAAAUGAACGAGCUGAAUCUCAUCCGAUGUAAAAAAAUUCCAAAAUUUCGAGGAGAUGUCAAUCCUAACAGAUUAUAUCUCCAAGAAAACGAAUGAGCUGAAUCUCAUCCGAUGUAAAAAAAUUCCAAAAUUUCGAGGGGAUAUGUCAAUCCUAACAGAUCAUAUCUCCAAGAAAAUGAACGGGGCUGAAUCUCAUCCAAUGUAAAAAAAUUCCAAAAUGACCAGGAGCUGAUUGGCAUGAGAUCAAGAAUGGAAAGGUUUUUCUGUUCACAGGGCAAAUAGCUAAACUAACACCUCCUUGGCUGCUGAACUUGGCCAAAAGGCAUAAUCAGUGGAAAGGUACUUUGAAGGUUGGACUGGGUAGGACAUUUUUCCAACCUCUAAUACAGAUCCUCAACCAAUGGGUAUGGUUGGAAUGUGUUUUCACCCAGAUCAGGACAGGAUACUUUUUGUUCGGGAAUGUGCUCAAACUCAAGUUUUUUCUCCAAUAAAUGGAAUCAAUGAAGCAGUUGGAGUAAAGUUUAAUAAGAGAUGAUCAUUUACUCUUAUGAGGAAGCUUAGGUGAUAACCAUGCUCCCAGAUGGAAAUGACAAAAAUAAGAAGAAAAUCAAUGCCUGCAGUUUCUGCAUUUGAGAGAGCAGAUUCCCGGGCCAACCACCAAAGCAAGAAGAAGAUAAACAGUUCUGAAGACGGUGAAUAUGCUUCUGGUUCUGGUUAGAUGCCCAAGUGAGCUGCCACCUGCUUGGUUUUAAGGAAAAAAAACUGUGUUUUGGCCCAGAAAACCUUCUGUUGUUGGAACUAAAAGGGAACUCAUGUAGGAGGAUGAGAUCACUUCUCUAGGCUUAGGAUUGAGUGGAAAAUUAUGGAACUCCAUGGACUGAUAACACUUCAACAACUUGCAUACUGUCCCGAUGACACUAUCAGGAAGUAUGCUUCUGGGACUAGUCUUUAUAAUCAAAUGAUGAAAAAGACAUCAUACGGAGUAAUUAGUGAAGAAAGAAGUGAUGUUAAAGAAGAAAGUGAAUUUGAAUCCAAGCACAGCAAUGGCACAUCUGGUAUCAAAAUUGAAAGCAAUGUCAGCUAUGACAAUAAAGCUAGUCAACAUAAUCCAAGGAGAUUUUUCACUCGGGGGGAGAAAAUACUUGUUGUUGAGAAAACAGAGAAACCUCAUUCGGGCAUCAAGACCAAUGAAAAAUUGUUCUCCUACCAAGAAACUUCAUGGAUGGAGUUCCGGAAGACAAAACCUAGUGGCAAGGCUCAUUAUAAACAGGCUAUCGCUUGUGGAGACUUGGUUGCUGUAGGUGAUUCAUUGAUAGUGGAAACAGAUGACUCACAUGAUAUUCAUCCUUAUUGCCUGUGGAGUAUGUUUGAGAACUCAGAUGGAAGACAAAUGGUUCAUGGCAGAGUGAGGCAGGGAGGAUUUCAGACAGUUCUUUGCAACAUCAGUGAGGAGACGGUAAUUCUAACCAAUGAUUGCAAUUGUAUCGAAACUCACAGAUUCAAACAGUGUUCAGGGAACCUGAUUGAUACCUUGGAGUUAUCAGCGUUAGAAGGCUAAUGCAAAUAAUGAGAAGAUUGACACUGCCAGAUAAGAGGAAUAGAGGAUUGCCUAUGGAGUACUACUAUUGUAGAAGCCUGUAUUGCUUAUGGGGUAUUGGAGUUUGGUGGAUUUUCAGAUCAGAGGACAUGUCAUCCGCAAUAGAAGAUAUGUCUGACAUCCAAGAAGGAUGGAAAAGGCAAAAAAAGGUGAAACAAUGCUUGCAGUUUUUGAGUCUGAUGAUGCAGAAUCCAGUGUUGGGGCAACCACCAAACCAAGGCAGAAGAGAUGCAGCUCUGACAGCAGUGGAAGUGCUUGUGGUUCUAGGAAGAAGCCAAAGAAAGCUUCCAGGCACACUGAUUGUAAGAACAAAUCUGUUUGUUUGUUAAGAAAAUCUUCCGUAAAUGGAACUAAAAAGCAGCCCAUUGAGAAGGAUGAGCAAGUGGCUGUGAUGUCAACUACUGGGGAAAAUAUUCCUAGGCCAAACAGGAGGCUCACGAACUUUGUUUUUUAUGAUUCAGAUGAACGACCACAGCCGGUUGAAAUGUUAGAAAUAUGUAAUAUGUACAUUGCAGGUACAAUAUUGCCUCUGGAUGAAAGUCCUGAUGAGGAGAAGGAAAAGGGUAUCAGAUGUGAACAUUUUGGGAGGCUGGAAUCUUGGGCAAUUUCCGGAUUUGAGGAAGGUUCACCAGUUAUUUGGGUCUCUACUGAAAUUGCAGACUACGAAUGCAUUGAGCCUAGGAAUGGCUAUAAAAGAAUAUAUAAGAAUUUCUAUGAGAAAGCCCGUGCCUGUAUUGAAGUCUACAAAAAAUUGUCAAAAUCUUGUGGAGGAAAUCCCAAUAUGAGCCUUGAUGAACUGGUAGCUGGAGUUGUUAGCUCCAUGGCUCAAGGUAGGAAAUUUUUGUCAGGGUUGUCUAUUGAAAGCUUUGUUAUCUCACAGGGAGAGUUUAUCCAUGAUCAACUGAUAGGUUUAGAUGAGACAUGCAAGCAAAACGAUCACGUAUUCAGUGAGUUGCCUGUACUUGCUGCUCUCCGGGACAAAAAGGGAAAGAGUAAGGGUUCUUUGCCUGGGAAGGCAAUUGCAUCAGGUAGGGUGCCAAAACGAAGCCUUAGAAUUAGUGAUGAAGAGAAGAAAAAUGAAACCAAAAGGAAAGUAAUGUCAGCUACAACAACAAAACUGAUCAACAGAACCUGGGGAGAGUACUACUCCAAUUACUUGCCAGAAAAAUCAGAGGGGGGACGUGGUUUUCAAGUGAAUGAGGAUGAAGAAACAGGGAACGAGGAUGAAGAAACGGGGAAUGAGGAUGAAGAAACAGGGAAUGAGGAUGAAGAGAUGGGGAAUGAGAAUGAAGAAGAAGAAGAAAAUAUGGAAGUAGAUUCUGAAGUUGAAGAGGAGGAAACGUUGCUUCUUGAGAAAAUUAAGAAACCUCAUUCAGCAUUAAAGCCAACAAAAUUUUGUUCUUCCAACGAAGAAAUUACAUGGGAUGGACAGCUGGAGGACAAAACAUGUGCAGGAGAGACUCUUUACAAACGAGCUAUUGUUCGUGGAGAUGUGGUUGCUGUUGGUAGUUCUGUGCUGGUGGAAAUGGAUGACUCAGAUGGUGUUUCUCCUAUAUAUUUUGUGGAGUACAUGUUUGAGAAUUUAGAUGGGAGAAAAAUGGUCCACGGCAGACUGAUGCUGCGAGGAUUUCAGACAGUUCUUGGCAGCAGUGCUAAUGAGAGAGAGGUAUUUCUGACCAAUGACUGCAUGGUAUUUGAUCUGGGUGAUGUUAAACAAACAGUGAUCAUGGAAAUCCGGUUGAUACCUUGGGGUUAUCAGCAUCGGAAGGCUAAUGCAAACAAUGAUAAGAUUGACCGGGCAAGGGCAGAGGAGAGAAGAAGCAAAGGAUUGCCAUUGGAAUAUUAUUGUAGAAGCUUGUAUUGGCCAGAGAGAGGUGCUUUUUUUCGUCUCCCAACCAGUACCAUGGGCCUUGGAAGUGGGGUUUGUCAAUCUUGUAAAAUCAAGGAAACUCAGAAGGAGAAAGAAACCUUUAAAGUGAACAAGUCCAAGACAACCUUUACCCUCAAAGGUACUGAGUAUUCUGUUAAAGACUUUGUCUACCUCCACCCCCAUUAUUUUGCAGCUGAUGGCAAGGCCAUGGAUACCUCAAAGAGUAGGAAAAAUGCGGGGCCCAAACCUUUUGUUGUCUGCCAUUUACUGCAGAUCAAAUUAUCCAAGUCCUUCAAGCUGGCUGAUCCUGAAUCUACCAAGCUUAAAGUCAGGAGGUUUUUCAGACCAGAGGACAUUUCAGCAGAGAAGGCACACCUUUCUGAUAUUCGAGAGGUUUACUACAGUACACAAAUAGUUGUGGUACCUGUUAUGGCUAUAGAAGGAAAAUGCGAAGUUAGAAAGAAGCAUGAGCUUCCAGCUUUUAAUGCCCCUGCUGAAUUUCAGCAUAUUUUCUUCUGUCAAAGUCAAUAUGAUCCUGACACAAGAGCUAUUAAAAAGUUGCCAGCUCGUCUCAAGUUAAGCUCUUCGGAAAACAUGGACACUGAUGAAGCAGCAUGUAGGAAAAGAACAAGUGAAUGUAAAGGAGGAGAAUGUGAUAAAAGCCGCCUAGCCACUCUAGAUGUAUUUGCUGGUUGUGGUGGCUUAUCUGAAGGCUUACAGCAAGCUGGUGUUUCGCUGACCAAGUGGGCAAUUGAAUAUGAAGAGCCUGCAGGAGAAGCAUUUCACCUUAAUCAUCCAGAUGCGCUGAUGUUCAUCAAUGAUUGUAAUGUUAUCUUAAGAGCUAUUAUGUCAGCUUGUGGAGAUGCAGAUGACUGUGUUUCCACUUCUGAGGCCACUGAGUUAGCUGAAAAACUUGAUGAAAAGGACAUACGUAAUUUGCCUCGGCCUGGACAAGUGGAUUUCAUCAAUGGAGGGCCUCCUUGUCAGGGUUUCUCUGGAAUGAACAGGUUUAACCAGGGUAAGUGGAGUAAGAUGCAAUGUGAGAUGAUCUUAGCAUUUUUAUCCUUUGCUGAUUACUUUCGGCCAAGGUUUUUCCUCCUGGAGAACGUCAGAAACUUUGUAACGUUCAACAAAGGGCAAACAUUCCGGUUAACCCUAGCUUCACUCCUGGAAAUGGGUUAUCAGGUGAGAUUCGGAGUUCUAGAAGCUGGAGCUUAUGGAGUCCCCCAAUCUCGUCGACGAGCUUUCAUAUGGGCAGCAUCUCCUGAGGAGACACUCCCUGAGUGGCCUGAGCCAAUGCAUGUUUUUCCGGGCCCAGAACUUAAAAUCAAUAACUAUGCUGCUGUUCGCAGUACAGCAACUGGUGGGCCAUUCCGUGCAAUAACUGUCAGAGACGCGAUUGGGGAUCUCCCAAAUAUUGGCAAUGGGGCUUGUGAAACAACCAUGGAGUACCCAAGAGAAGCUUCAUCUUGGUACCAAAGGAAGUUUCGAGGAGAUAUGUCAAUCCUAACAGAUCAUAUCUCCAAGAAAAUGAACGAGCUGAAUCUCAUCCGAUGUAAAAAAAUUCCAAAACGACCAGGAGCUGAUUGGCACGCGAUCAAGAAUGGAAAGGUUCGUCUGUCCUCAGGGCGCAUAGCUAAACUUCUACCUUCUUGGCUGACAAACAAAGGCAAAAGGCAUAACCAGUGGAAAGGAGUACUUGGAAGGCUGGACUGGGAAGGACAUUUUCCAACCUCUAUUACAAACCCUCAACCAUUGGGUAAGGUUGGAAUGUGUUUUCACCCAGAUCAGGACAGGAUUCUUUCAGUUCGUGAAUGUGCUCGAACUCAAGGUUUCCCAGACUCUUAUAAAUUCUCUGGACAAAUGCACCACAAGCAUCGGCAGGUUGGAAAUGCUGUCCCUCCUCCUUUGGCAUUUGCGCUGGGGAGAAAACUCAAGGAAGCUGUAGAAAGGAAACAUUCAACACAGUCGGACUGAAUCACAUGUACCAAGGUUUCUGGAUACGGCCAUCACUACAAUCCCAGGCAAAGAAUAGACUGCCUCUCAUGGCCUCAUAGUAUUCCACCAGUAAAGAGUGCAAAAGGCCUACCCCUGAACCUGAAAAUCCUCAAAGGACCCGGAUUCGUAUGUUGAAAUUUAUCAGGUUAUAAGAGGAUGUUACUACAAAGCCCUUGAGACCAUGCCACCUAGUUAGUAUCUCCAAGCUCUCUGCCUGUAACGAACCCUAAAAAGUCCAAUCUAGUACAUCAGAAGGACCGGACUUUAGAGUACCAAAAUGACAAGAGUUAGAUGAUGCAAUUCAUUGGGCUAAAAGAGGUUUUCCCAAGCACUCAUAAAUUUCCAGGAAAAAAUCAUCACAAACACAGGCAGAUUGUAUACAUUGUGGAGGAAACUCAAGAAGAAACUGUUCAAACAAAACAUUAAACAUAGUGGGACUGACUGAAUCUUACACAUACGGAGGUUGCUGGGUUAGAUAUCUGGAUUUUGUUCUUUUGUCAAUCCAUUUUUUUAGGUGAUUAAUUUUAUUUUUUAUUUUUUAUUAUUUUUAUUUUUCAGUUUGAUUCAAGUAACAGUUGUCAAUACUAUUGAAGUUAAACAUGGGUUCCAUGUUUCUUAAUCAUAUGAAAAUAAAAUCUACAAUUUACUAAAUUAUGUGAGUA
This is a messenger RNA of Vitis vinifera (wine grape), 6770 nucleotides long. Its product is annotated as DNA (cytosine-5)-methyltransferase 1B. Gene Ontology annotation, cellular component: nucleus. Bases 2371 to 6087 code for a protein of 1238 amino acids. The record is from RefSeq and is a predicted model, not a curated record. Lineage: Eukaryota; Viridiplantae; Streptophyta; Magnoliopsida; Vitales; Vitaceae. The transcript is spliced from 22 exons. Gene Ontology annotation, molecular function: DNA (cytosine-5-)-methyltransferase activity; chromatin binding.